Microthlaspi erraticum is the source of this 492-nucleotide messenger RNA. NCBI's taxonomy places the organism in Eukaryota, Viridiplantae, Streptophyta, Magnoliopsida, Brassicales, Brassicaceae. The record is from the annotation of a GenBank genome assembly.
AUGUCGAUAAUUCCGAUCAACGAUCGCCGGAGAUUCUCUUCCGGCGAUAGAGUCUGGGAGCCAUUUGAACUCAUGAACACUUUCUUUGAUUUUUCAUCGCCAUCUCUCCUGUUUUCUCACCAUUUUCCUUCACUAUCCCGAGAAAUCUUCCCGUCCUCUUCUUCAUCCACCGUCGAAACCCAGCUCAACUGGACGGAGACUCCGGCGGCUCACGUUUUCAAGGCGUAUCUUCCCGGAACGACUCAGGACGAAGCGAUUGUGUUCGUGGACGACGAAGGAUUUCUCCAGAUAUGUACCGGCGACAACAAGUUCAUGAGCAGAUUCAAGCUUCCCGAUAACGCUUUGACGGAUCAGGUCGCGGCGUGGAUGGAAGACGGGUUCCUCGUUGUGUUUGUCGCGAAAGAUAGUGGCUCUUCUUUGCCGCCACCGCCGGAGAUCGAGGAGAAUCGCAACGUGAGAGUCGUUGAAAUCACUGGCGAUGAUGAUGAAUGA